Drosophila obscura is the source of this 844-nucleotide messenger RNA. RefSeq names its product chromobox protein homolog 1 (gene HP1e). NCBI's taxonomy places the organism in Eukaryota, Metazoa, Arthropoda, Insecta, Diptera, Drosophilidae. Gene Ontology annotation, molecular function: chromatin binding. The transcript is spliced from 2 exons. The coding region runs from base 196 to 705 and encodes 169 amino acids. Gene Ontology annotation, biological process: chromatin organization; negative regulation of transcription by RNA polymerase II. The record is from RefSeq and is a predicted model, not a curated record. Gene Ontology annotation, cellular component: nucleus; pericentric heterochromatin.
GGUAGACUACAAAAAUUGAGCCGUAAAGCGUAAAGCCGUAAAGUUACGAUAAAAAGUGAAAAGAAAAAUAAAUUCAAAAUUCAUUCUAUUCACCAAAAAUAUUAUAUACCGUUUAUUUGUACUCAUAGAGGACGGUACAAUUUCGUUAACGAUCGACCAGUUCCCCAAAUUCUGCAUUUGGAACUAAUUACAAACAUGGGAAAAUCUGACAAAGCGAAGGGCCACAGCAGCUCCUCAUUGGAGAUGAUGAUCUUAGCCACAGAACAUACCGAAUAUGUUGUUGAGAAAAUAAUCGGUCUGAGAGUACGCCAGGGCAAAGUCGAAUAUCUUGUCAAGUGGUUGAAUUUCCCCGAAGAGGACAAUACUUGGGAAUUUCCCAGCAGCCUGAACUGUGAUCGUCUGAUCGCCGCUUAUCAUCAUCAACCCCUAAUAAACCAUGACCUAAACGAACUGUACGAAGGCAAAGCAAAACGAUUGAAAGUUGACCCCACGGCAGUCAUUGACAAUCCUUUUUGUUGGGGCUUCGAAGCAAAACAUAUACUCGAAGCUUUUAAACAGGGAGAACAAAUAUCAUUUCUGAUCAAGUUUCGUGAUCUGGUCCUGCCGCAAAUGGUUCCAUCGUACGUGGCAUAUGUGGAAAUACCCCAAAUGGUCUUUAAGUUCUACGAAAAUAAAUGCACAUUUGAAAAACUUUAUGAGCAUUGAAUGAAAAACAAGUAAAUGAAGAAGAUAAAUCGUUUGGAUACUAAACAAAUCAGCUGAUGCAACGCGAAUAAGACCUAAAUUUAUUAUUAUAUUCAUUUUUCCUUAUUCCAUAAAAGAUGUUCACCAUUUCCAAUUGUUU